Nicotiana attenuata is the source of this 1816-nucleotide messenger RNA. Its product is annotated as protein NUCLEAR FUSION DEFECTIVE 4-like. The record is from RefSeq and is a predicted model, not a curated record. NCBI's taxonomy places the organism in Eukaryota, Viridiplantae, Streptophyta, Magnoliopsida, Solanales, Solanaceae. The coding region runs from base 71 to 1816 and encodes 581 amino acids. Gene Ontology annotation, cellular component: membrane. The transcript has a single exon.
ACCCCAUAAAUCAGUCCUUUAUAUUUACUCAAAGCUCCAUCCGUUUAAUUUUAUCACUAGAAAAUUAAGUAUGGCUGAUUCAAUGGUAAAAAAUCCUAGUUUUGGAUUAUGCAGUUUCACUUUGCAAUUCCUACGUGGACGUUGGUUUAUGAUGUUUGCUUCAUUCUUGAUUAUGGCUGGAGCAGGCGCGACGUAUUUGUUCGGCGUAUAUUCCAAAGUUAUAAAAUCGACUCUUGGAUAUGAUCAAUCCACCCUUAAUCUUCUUGGUACAUGUAAAGAUUUGGGUGCUAAUGUUGGUGUUCUUUCUGGACUUUUAGCCGAGGUAAUGCCAACUUGGUUCGUUCUUUUAGUUGGAUCAGUGAUGAAUUUUGCUGGCUAUUUUCUUAUUUGGCUAGCCGUGACCAAAAAAAUUGCAACACCAAAAGUAUGGCAAAUGUGUAUUUACGUAUGUAUUGGUGCUAAUUCUCAGAAUUUUGCUAAUACAGGUUCACUUGUUACAUGUGUUAAAAAUUUCCCAGACAGUAGAGGAAUGAUGUUAGGUUUAAUGAAGGGUUUUGUAGGGUUAAGUGGUGCAAUUUUCACACAACUUUAUCUUGCUAUUUAUGGCAAUGAUUCUAAGUCUUUAAUUCUUCUCAUUGGUUGGCUUCCUGCUUUACUUUCUAUUCUUUUCAUCUUUAACAUUAGGGAGAUGAAAAGUUCUAGACAUCCCAAUGAAGUUAGAGUCUUUUACCAAAAUCUUGUUAUCUCAAUUUCCUUGGCUUUGUUAUUAAUGGGGUUGACAAUUUCACAAAAAUAUCUUAAAUUUUCACACAAUGCUUAUGUUGCAUGUGCCACUAUUGUUUGUGUGGUACUUUUCUUGCCAUGUAUUAUUGCAAUAAGGGAGGAGUUUUAUACUUGGAAAUUGAAGAAGAAAGAAAUAAUGCAAACCCCUACUAGGAUUAUUGUUGAAAAACCACCUUUGCCAGUGUCAGAAAUUGUGGAGUUGGAUGAUUUUUCUAUGGCAAAAAAACAAGAAAAGAAUGAAGUUGGAUGCUUUAGUAAUGUUUGCAAUAAGCCAAAAAGAGGUGAGGAUUAUACUAUACUACAAGCCCUUUUGAGUGUGGACAUGUUAAUUCUAUUUGUGGUUACAUUUUGUGGACUAGGGUGCAGUUUAACAGCAGUGGACAAUUUGGGACAAAUUGGUGAGUCCUUAGAUUAUCCAUCUCAUACAAUUAGCACAUUUGUGUCCUUAGUGAGCAUAUGGAACUAUUUUGGUAGGGUUUUCUCUGGAUUCGUUUCUGAAAAACUUCUCUUGAAAUGGAAAGUCCCACGUACGCUGAUGAUGACCUUUGCUCUACUCUUACCGAGCAUUGGUGACCUCCUCAUCGCCUUCCCUUUUCCCGGUUCAGUUUAUGUGGCAUCGUUGCUAAUUGGCUUCUCUUUUGGUAUCCAAUUGACGCUUCUUUUCAUUAUAAUAUCGGAGCUGUUUGGAUUGAAGUAUUACUCAACGUUAUUCAAUUGUGGACAAUUGGCUAGUCCUAUUGGAUCAUAUGUAUUGAAUGUGAAAAUUGUGGGCAAACUUUAUGAUAAGGAGGCAUUGAAGCAAUUAGCAAGUAAAGGUAUGACAAGAUCAAUGGUGAAAGAAUUGGUUUGCAUUGGAAAACAAUGUUAUAGGAAUUCUUUUAUCAUACUUGCUUGUGUGAAUGCAUUUGGAGCUCUUGUUUCUUUGAUUUUGGUAUGGAGGACUAAGGAUUACUAUAAGACUGAUAUUUACAAAAGAUUUAGAGAUGAAAUGGAAGCAAACGAAAAGGAGAUGAAGAUGGUUGCUCAUAAAUGA